AUGUCAAUAGUGAAGCCAAAGAUGGCGUCGCAGGAACCGACCCCUCAAGCACCUUCGGCGACUUUGGGAGAGAUUUCGCCUCAUUUUGACGAACUAUUGCGAGAUGUUACCGAUGCACUAACUGCUGAAGAACUCAAAGAUGUUGUUGCAUCCAUAAAGAACACCCUAGAAGUAAAUUCUCAGGCUAAAACAGACCAAGAUUUGUAUUCCCAUCUCCGACUGUUUGCAACUCAAAAAAUUUUGUCUGAGGAAAAUUUAACCUUGCUGGAGAGAUUUGUCGCUUGUAAAUCAUCAAAGAAGGAGGGUAUCACAAAGAGAAUCGAAAAAUUCAAGAAAAACCAUCUCCAGAGCGGUGAGCCAAAGAUAUCAGGACAAGCAAUAAAAGGUAGAGACCUCGAUUUGAAUUUAAUCAUGGCCAAACUGACCGGAGCGAAGGAAAUCGUCAAUUUAUAUGGCUCCGGUGGUGUGGGAAAGACAACCCUGGGAAAAGAAAUUUCUCUGCGGUGGCCAGGACAGUCCAUCUUUGUCGACAUGAGGGAGGUUGCGGAGAUGAAAGACGUUUACUUUCAAAUUAUGAUGGCACUGGACACGAAAAGGACAGUUUUAACUUACGACGAAAAUCCAGUCAUCAACCAACUUCGAAAACUGAGGAAGGAAAGUCCAGACGAUGUUUUGUUACUCCUGGACAAUGUGGAUCAGUUUUCUGGUGGAAAUGGCGAUCUUUUGAAGACCCUGAACGAUAAGAUGGUUAAACUGCUACAAACGCUUAUCAAAGACAAAGAUAGGAACGCGAAGGACGAUGAGGGAAUUGCUAGAUUGAAAGUAGCUUUGAUAUCCAGGACACGUUUCCAAGGGCUUACCCCCUGCGAAAGCGACUGCUAUGAAGUGAAAGCUUUAGAGAAAGGGUUCUCGCAAGAGUUGAUUCUUCAAAAGGCAGGAGAAUUAUCUGUCUUACAGAUGGGAAAAAUUGAGAAAAUUGUGGACAUGUGUAAAGGGUACCCACUUCUUCUAAAUGGCAUGGCGGCCACUCUUCGGCAAAAGAUAGCAGCUGGUGAGAAGUUUCUUAGAAUGGUUGAAGACGAACUGACGACAUCGGAGACUGACGAAGGUGAAACUUUCCUCUCACCAGUACAGAAUCAGCAGGAAAGAGAAGCGUGGCAAAGUCUCAGUAAGGAGAUUGGUGAAGGAAAGCUCUCUUGUCUAAGAAAGAUGUUCUUUUUCCUUCCAACCAUCAACCUUAGAUCAUCCGCCGUGGCAUUAUCGCUGUUUUGCUAUCCAUUCUCUGAGGAAGCCGCUGCUUCUGUCCUUGGUGUAGAGUCUUCUGAAGCAGUCAUUGUACUAGAAGGUUUGAGAAGUAGCGAGGUGUUAUCAGUGGAUCCUGAUGUAAAGGAGCUCCUUUAUGAUAUUCAUCCCUUGAUGCGUAGCUUCCUGAGAAGUAUUGGAAAUACCGGUAGUCCAGUAUUCAGAAAAGCCUACGACGCAGCCAAAGAUAGGUUCCGCGAGCUUUACUUUUCAAAAAUGAUCUCUAUCGCGGCAUUGCUGGAUAAAGACUACGUAAGUGCAUUCGAGUAUUUUGACCAUGACAAGCUUAAUUUUGAGUUUGCUCUAAACCUCCCCUUCAAAGCGGACAAUUUUCAUGGUUUGAAAGAACAUCAUGAGAGGGCCAUGAUCUACUACCUUUUUGAAGCAAUGCUUGAAAACAAACAGAGAAGGAAGAUUUUUAAAUCGUGGACAGAAGCAACGGAAGAGGACGGAAGAGAAGGUGGGAAGAAUUUUUUGUUUGAUUAAUAUCUACUUCCAUUUUUGCCUCAUAUGCUAUUAAUUCUCUUGCACUUGACUGGCACGAUAGCUAACAGAAUAAUCUAGUGUGAGCAAUGAUUACUUCUUGAUUACUUAGAACUGUAAAGACUUGACCUGGGUAUAGCUUUUCCCAGAUGUAGGGCAUGAGUGUGCAAUGGAAGUAUUCCUUGCAGCAAGUUUUAUUAGCCUCCUACAUUUGGGAUACUAGUUUGAUUGCUGUAUUUUCACAGAUGAGAUGUCCGAAGAAAGAACUAGUUACUGUUGGUUGUAGAGAGAAAUUUUUUUAAGAGGCUGAUUUUUAUUAAUUGCACUUUCCAGGUUCCAUCUUUCGCAUGGAAGUGAGAUCCCACGAGGCAAUGCAAGCUCUUGAAAUCUAUGGAUGGAAGAGGGCAACUGAAAUCUUGAAACUCGCAGAGGAGUCCUCUCUGAAAGUAGAUAAGGAGAUAAAGAACCAAGAUCCUUACAAAUUUGCUUUUGCUACUUACCUGUACGUCAAAGGCGAGAUUUCUUACAAAAAAGGAAGUGUACAGGAAGCGCUCAGAAGUUUGCGUUUUUCACUUGAUUUGAUGGAAGACCUCGUCGGAAACCACACAAGUACCACGAAAUGUUUAAAUGCGAUUGGAAACUGCUACAAUGAGCUUCGAAACUUUCACGAUGCGAUGAAAUUUUACACAAGGGCUUAUGAAAUGAGAAAAGCUCUUUCAGCUUCAAAUAACCAUCUGGAUUUGCCAUUUUUUAUCGGCCAGAGAGGUACGGUUUACGAAAUGCAAAAAGAAUAUGACAAGGCCAUCACGUGUUACGAAGAAGCUCUGAAACUUUCCAAGCAACUAAAACGCUCGGGAAUCUUGCGCUUGGCACUUUAUCACAGAAACAUCGCCAACGCUUACGCAUGGAAAAAUGAAUUUGAGAAAGCUUACAAGUCAGCAAUGGAUGCAUUAGAGAUAAGACGAGACAUAUUAGGUGACCAUCCCGACACGGCGAGGAGUGCAUUUCAGGUAGGACAGAUCUGCAGAAAUUUAGACCAAUUGGGCGAAGCUGAAGAAUUCUUAGAAGAGGCAUGGAGAAUUGAGAAAUCCUUGGAGAUGGGAAACCACAGUGCAGUGAGAGAUCGCAUUGUACAGAGCUACGAGAAAGUCCUUGAGAACGGCAGGCUAAACGAGUUCCAGAAAGAGGCCUUGGAAUUUUAUGAAAGGCUGUGGCAAGAAGACAAAGAAUUUUCCUACGCUAAGAAGAGCAUCAUCGAUCAGAUCAUCGAGCGGCUCAAUGGGUCUGAAGACCAAAAAAUGAUAAGCAAAUACACGAAGGAGGCUCUGGAGUUUUAUGUAAUGGCUUGGAAUUCGCCAGAUCUGCAGCAACUCCCUCGAAACCAGCGUGAAGAAAUCUUGCAAAUUAUUUUGUACUUAAGUAAAGUACUUCGUGAGAAGGAACUUCACAAGAAAUUCCAAGGCGAGAAAUUUGAAUUCUUUGAAAAGCAAUGGGAAGAGAGAACUGUCAUGUCUGCUCAGGACCAAAAAGACAUUCUUUGUACUCUUCAAGGCUUAGCCACACAACUGGGUGAUGAAGGAAAGAGUGAGAAAUACCAGAAACUAUACGAGGUUAGGAAUGAGGAGUCUUAUGUAUUUAGGAAGUGAACAAAGAUGCAUGUAAGCCAUUAACGGAUACGUCUUCCAAAGAUAUCAAAACUAGUUAUUCACGUACUACUUUUAAAAAGUACAGUAGGAUUCCUUAAGCAACUGACUCUCUAAUAAGACAGGAGUGUAAUCUGGUAAUUGUGUGCACGACUCCUCCAUUUCCAUGUGGUUUUAGGUGUAGUGUGACCUUUAUGAUUGGCGGCUUAAAGUUUCCAAGUUCGCAGCUGGUCUUAUUGUGAAUAAGAAAUGAGCGUGCACAAGAUAUCACCUUGAUCUGAUGGUCAAAUGCUUGCACCAAUCUGAGCCUUGUGUUUGACCUCUAUCAAAAUUAAUGUUGACACGAAUUUGUUUUUAAAUUCACCAUUGCAGGAAUGCGAGAAAGGGAAAAAUUCUCAACCGUCUAUGCAGUUGAAGAUUGUUCCAGGUACGUCAAUGAAAGCACAGUUUUCCAUUGGAUUAGCUGGUGGAUGUAAAAGAUUGGGUUGAAUCUUCUUUUGGACCGAAUGAACAUUAACAACUUAUAUUUGACUUAAAGGAUCGGCGUCGAAGCCGAGUAGCAUCUCAUAUGGUGUUGACCACCCUGCAGCAAUUCCUGAAAAGUCUGCUAGAGAAGAAGAGCAUUCAAUUCGGGGAGAAAACACAAGUAUUGUGUUCCAGAAAAAGAGAGAGAAAACGUAAGUUCAACCUUGGCUCAUCUUUUAAAAAUGCUAAGAUCUCAUUAGCAAUUCUCCUUACUCUCUGGCAUGCAGUUCUUAUGAUGUUAGUUCUGAGAAUUUGGUACUGAAUCAAAUAAUAAUUCCCCGACUGAUAUUUUUCUUUGUUCUCAUCACUUGUCUGUUUGAUACUGUAUUGAUGUAGCAAGGAGAAAUUCUGUCCUGGUCGCCCAUGGGAGUUAAAGGGUAAAAGACAACUGUAUCUCAGUUAGAAUACAAGAGUUUUUAGUUAACUUAAUGUCUUGCUGCAAUGGGCCUCAGCUUGCAUCUAUCGCUACGAUUACAUAUAUUUCAAACGGUUUAAUCCCCGCAUUCCAAACGUAUAUUUUAGGUACACUGAAAGCAAGCACACGGCUGUAAGCACUGUGGAAGAAUCAUCCGCUGACCGCCAGUUACCUGCGAAACAGGUAAGUAUCUUAGUUCACUUUGCUACUGCGACUGUUACACACAAAAAAAAGACUAGAAAUAUUUGAGAUAUUUCAGCAGUAAAAGUGACAAUUUAUACUAAACAUGGCCACUUUUGUUGAAGAGAAUCGUACUCUUCGUUCCCAUUCUUUCAUUCCCGGUUAUUUAGAUACAGGUCUAAUUUCCUAUGAAAAUGGAUAAACUAAGGAGAAUCUUAAUCCAUGAUAGUAACUAAUAAUUUCCUUACGCGUUCAUAAAGGUCGUAGUCCAAGUGUGUCUGCUUUCUUGUUUUUUUACCACGUUUACUUUGGUAAUUGAAUCAAUGAUUUUUGUAAUUUUUUUAGAAAGAGGAAGAAACAGCUGUGCAUACUGCGAGUGAUUUGCUCAAGGAAAAAGGUGAGGGUUGCCCAAAAUUUCUUUUCGAUCGAUCAAUUUACUCUUUGUACGUUCUGCAAUCCGGUAGUGUGAUCCCGACGAGGAAAGUUAUUAAAUGUCUAAAUAAAUAAUUAUUAUAAUUAAUAAUAAAUGGGGAGUCCUGAAGGGAAUCUCUUAGUGACUUUCAACAAGAUAAGCGAGACCAGCCACUCGUUAAAAAAAUUCAAACUUUGAUUUCUUAAAGACUAAUUUAUCUGUUUUAGCGUGUUUUAUAUUGGAAUAACUGAUUAAACGACGAAACACGCUUUUCUACGCAAUAUAAAACUUAAUUUAUUUUUAUACGGAUUUAGACCUCUCCACGUCACAGGGUGAUUUUCCAAACAACCCUAAGGAUAUUCAAGGAAGGGAAAAUAGUAAAAGAGGAUCUGGGAUCAUCACCAGCAAAGGUGGCAAAGUCACAGCAAAUGAUGUACAGCUCUUAUGCCCGUCCGGAGCUGUUGACAAUCCAGUGUCGGUGAAGAUAACUUUGGAGGACCCUGAAAGGUACUAUGGCUUAGUGGUGCAAAGAGGGCUUGAAAAUGACAUCAUAUUUGGCGCACCAGUAAUCAAUCUCUUGCCGAACGGCCAUUUGUUUAAGAAGCCAAUAACACUAACAUCUAAGGUUAAGAUCAGUCAAAGAGGUUCUAAUUUUCAUGAUGUUCUGGUGUUACAUGGGACCGAGGCCAAGGAUGGAACGAUUUCCUGGCGGGACAUUACCCAAAAUACCACUAUAAAUGUUCCAGAAGAUGCAGUGGUCACUAACCUCGACCGAUUCUCCAAAAUUGCUUACCUGCUGACAUUGACUCGGAUGAGUGCCAAAGAGAUUGUGUCACGACUCAAUCUGAUGCCAUUUAAGUACUCAGUAUCAGCUUUCUUCAGAAAGAGUCCCACAGAGCUUGCUUUAGCAUUCAUGAGUGAAGACAUCUUCCACGAACCAUGCUACAAAGAACACGAAUCCUCUGCCUUCGUGCAACUGAAAAAUGACGGAUACCAACUGCUGAGCGCGCGUUCCAGUGGCGAGCAUUCCGAGAAGAGUAUAUAUAACUGUGAACAACUUCAAAUCUCUGUUGAUCUCGCGGAAGACUACCAGGUGCGUGGCAAGCAGACGGCAUGUGUUACUGUAGAAACUCCUGUCUGGUGGAGUACUGGAGAAAAAAUCAAAUUCCCACUGCGGGCAAUCAAUGAUCACGGGAUAUUAUCCGGAAGAAUAAAAGUACAAGGUCAAUAUGGGCACUUCAAGGAGUGCCAGUUCACCGAAGAAGGUUGGUGUACAUGAUAAAAUGAUGGUAAUUAGGGUAACGAAAUUAUAUCAAUAUGAUCAGCCCUCUUUCGAUCCCCUGCUUCUUUCUUCAAUCUCAACAAUGUUUUGGUUUUUGAGAAGUCGUAAGUCUUCGGUAUUUCAAAUAUAAUAGCCAGAUAAACUGCCCUUUAGCGGAUUAACGUUAAGAAAAUUUUCCAUCGGAUGAUGGCUGGAUAGAGUGGUCAUUCUUUCGAACCCAAGGCGUGUAUAACAUACUUCUUAAAUUAAAGACAUUGCCACCUUUCAUACUGAUACCUCUCCCGGUAAAUGGCUCUUGUCAGGUGCGCGACUGAUUCUGUAGAUUCACAGUGAUCUGAAACCCUCUCGUUACAAUUCCAAGUCCCGUGCUUUCGCGACUCCAAGGGUAGGUUUUGCAUCUUCGAAUAGGAGUUGCAAAGCUUGACCUUGGAUUUGAGCCAAAAAGAGAUCAAUCUAUGGAAAGCAAACUCAGACGCUGUGAGAGUGAAAGCCUCGUAAGCCACGAAAAGAAAAAGCAAAAUAUCGGAGUUGAUGUGUUAAUUGAACUUGUUUUACGUCUACACCUGUUUACAGAUCUACUUGGCUAUGUCAAACGGUUGUUGGGGGUUGAGGAAGAAAUUUUCAACCUUAUUCCCGUUCUAGCCCAAAAGCUUCAGAUUCCCGACGCCGAUGUUGUUUCUAAGGACGUCGUCCAGCAUUGGGAAGAUGAGGACGUCCAAUUAGAGAUACUCUUACAACCCUGGAUUGGGACUGAGUCAGCUAAUGCUAUGGCUAAUUUGAAAACACUUCUAUCGGAUUUAAAGGAGGAAGGUAAGUUAAGGGACUUUAAACAUUCUUCCCAUGUGCGUUCAAAUAAUAAGUAAAAUACUUCAAGAGCCAUGCACUUGAUCACGCAUGGAACGUCACCGUCGUGUUCUCUGCAUCAUACUCUUAAAAUUGAUUUGCCAGCUUUGCGAAUUCUUCAAAAUGACAGAGUUCACCUGGUCAUUACAGGGGGAAAAUCUAAAGCAAAAUUAGUAAAAUAAAUGGAACAAAAACAAGCCAUGAGUUUGUCACAAAAGGUUCAAGGUCCGUUGAGCAUUAGCUCAGUGAUAGCUAAACAACCUCUUCUAAACAACAUAAAAAUUCCAUAAAUCCCCAUAUUAAGCUUCAGUUCUUGAGGCUUCUCAUCCAUCAUCUCAAUUUGACAUAAAUCUUUAUCUUUUUUUUUGGCAUUUGCAUUUCGUCUAGACUAUAAAGUGACAAAAAGAGGUCAAAUGCACAUUAGAAACUUGAGAGAGCUUGCAGCGAAGAUCGCGGAAUUACAAGUCCACGAUGCUAGUUUGAUGAAGUUUUUCAUCGGAAAAAUCCAAACUCUUUGCAAAGCAAUGGUGAGAGAUUGUUGCAUUCAAGUAGAGAAUUCAAGUAAAGACAUCGAUAGAGCAUCGUCAUCCGAUAACUGUGCAAAGCACCUUGAACUUCGACAAAAGAUUACCAAAAGAACAGCUAUAAAGUACCAACGAUUGAUCUCAUUGAAUGAUGAAUCAGUCGUGAAAAUGUUUACUGAGAUUGUUCCUGAUCUCAUUCAAGACGUGAAAGCCAUAUUUUGCGUGAAUAUAAUUCCUCCUGCACUAAAUGGUCUAAGAGGAAUAGACGAGAAAACUCUGGAGCCAAUGGAGUCCAACGUUCGAGAAUCUCAAGAAAAUAACAAAAUCAGAAAGCUUGUUUGUCAUGUCUGCAAGAUUGUGGAAAAGCUUUGCGAGAUAAACUGUAACAGCAACAACCCACCUGAACGGAUUCGAAAGUUGGGCCAAAGUCUAGCGAUUCUACCCAUGCUGGACUUAUUACAGUCAUUUUUCUUAGAAUGUGCAGAGGAAAUUCGGUUGCACAAACGGUUGGAAUUGCUCUCGGUUUGCAUAAGAGAUAUAAUGUCCGAUGAAAUAGAAGUCGACGAGGCGAUUAUGCGUGAUUUUUUUGACCUCUCGGCUAGUCUAAUACAAUUUGCGAGAUUUGAUCCAGCCAGAAUGGUGACAUUCGAGCUGAGUGACUCGAACGAUUCAUCUGUACAGUACCGAAGGGGAAGCCUAACGUACAUAAAGGAAAGUGACACGUACUAUCAGGAAUUCUUCGUUGAAAAAGAAACGGGACAAGAUCUGCUGCUCAAUGCAGUCGCAACCAUCAAUGUUGAAGGAAGAGUUCUCAAAAUAGGUACCGGCGCAUUCAAGUCAAUUAUCAUACUUCCGGCAUCUGUGGAGGAAACGUUCGACCAAUGCUGUACUUCAUUUAGUUCUAUAGCUACUGUUCGCGUGAGGAAGCUGAAGGAUCAGAACUCCUCCAACAUUAGAGUGAUUCUUUCUUCUACAGUGGAGAAGAUCCUAUCAGGGUUGCUCGCUGCGCUCAAACAAGAACUAAAGGAUGAAGUGGAUUGGAAAGGGUCAGAGGUUGUCCCUUGCAAACUCACGAUGAGCACCCCUGCUACAGAACCUCCAAAAACGAGUGUUUAUCUUCGCUUGGUUUACAAAUGGAAAUCCGCGGCACUUUGUCUUGAAAGUCAAGACUUUUUCACUGAUGCUCCCUUGAAUACCGACAGCACUUGUGGUAAGUAUUCCUCGUAGCUCAGAAAUUUUUUUUUUAAGUUCUACAAACACUUAUCAGGAGUGCAUGUCACCCCCUUUAAUUCCACGAUCGAGUGAUUCUGUGAAUUGAAUGAAGCAACUUAGCAUUCCUUGGGUGUCUUUGCGAUGCGACCUGACCUCAGAGCAUAAUUUCUGUUGCUGUCCUCGUGAUAAUUAUGUUCUUUAAUUUUUCUCCAGGAAUGGGUGUUUUGAUAGAUGGACAAGCGGCUCUUGCAUCAUUUACUGAACAUAAUAUCGUGCAGUUUUCAGCUGAACAGCGGUCGCAGAUACAAGUUCCUUUGCAAAUUAAAAUAGGUAAUGUAGCAGUGGAAACAUAGUUUUAACUUUCCUGGGGUUUCAAUGCUGCAGAAUCAUUGUGACAUACCCCAAGGGGUGAAGUCUAUGGAUUUUCCGUUUUAAGGAGGCCAAAUGUCUCCUCAGGAGUUCUUUUAUCAUAUGUAAGAUUCCAUCGCAAUUUUAUAGAUAGGAAUUGAUGAAAAGACUAACCCCCUUUAGGAAGACUCCCCUCUUGCGUUAUACGACUUCUCAGCUUUUCUCUUUUUCUGUUCCUCGCAAUUCUUUCAGAGCAUCAUCAACACGUUCAUCAAGUACAAAACAUCCAAGACGUAAACAUAACCACUGAAUGCUGCGCAGUCGGAGACCAGGCUUCCUUUUCCAUUCAGAAACCAUCAACUAGCCCAGGGUUUGUACUGUCUGUUACCUGCUUAGAGUGACAUUUGACGGUUAAGGGGUCAGCAAUAUUUUAAAGGUUUCUUGGUUGCGCAGCUCUGAAACACACUCAAUCUUCGGGGGCCGAGAACCGUGAAAUCUUUAUAAUCUAAGCGAGAUGUCCUUGGUUAGGACAAAAAAAAACUGGGCAAAUAAGUCAUAUCCAAUUGCUGCUUCACUCUUACCCUGUGACGAGGAAGUUUCCAAUAGUUUCAUGAGACCUAAGGCGAGGAAACGAUCAACUGAUCAGAUGUAAAAGAUAAAAAGAUAAAAAGAUAAAAGGUGUAUCUACUGUACCUCAUUGGAAAUGGGGGAUAACAUGAGUGCCCAAGUCAAUGGAGGGUGGUGAAUCACUUCGCAAUUGGGGUUUAGUAGAACUCCGAAGUUUCUCUCAUUGAACGUUCGACACUUAUCGAGAAUUCCCUAAGUCUUGUUCUCGUUCACUUUCAGUGCACUUCCACCAGGUCCGAGUACAGCUACACAGAGAAGCAUAACUGACAGCUCGCAGUACAUAGGCACAAACUCUUCUGGAGAAUAAAAAAUACCCGCUGUAGGAAAGAACUCAUAGUCUGGAAUUCAAUUCUCACGUUUUUAUGAUUAAUAACACUUCAAUCUUUAUUUCUCUGCAUUUUGAAACUAAACGGAUUUUAAGGUAGCGUCUUUAAUGUUCGGACAUUAUUCUUUAUUGCUAGAAUAUUACCAAACUGUAAUCAUAAGUGAUUGUUUUUGUUUUGUUCUUUUGUUUAUUUUUGAGUGGAGAGAAUUUAAAAAUAAUAUCUAAUUCCUCUCUCCUCUUCUUGCCGAAUGCAACAGAACUAUUCACGCAUAACUUUUUAACAGCAUCUCAGAGAAGGCCCUUAACCUUUUACCUCCCAUGAGUGACCAAGAGAGAAUUUCUCCUUACAAUAUCAAUACAAUAUCGAGCAUAGAAGUGACGAGAAUAAAGAAAGAUAUCAAUUCGGGGAUUAUUAGUUGAUCAAAUACCAAAUUCUCCAAGUUGACAUCAUAAGAAUUGUAUGACAGACAUUAAGGAGAAUUACUAAUGAGAUCUUGGGAGUUAAAGGGUUAAGGUCUGUGUAGGUUUUCCACGUAAGAACAAUUGCGAAAUAGUGAGGACUCCUCUUAGACUUUCUUAAACAC
Pocillopora meandrina is the source of this 10705-nucleotide messenger RNA. NCBI's taxonomy places the organism in Eukaryota, Metazoa, Cnidaria, Anthozoa, Scleractinia, Pocilloporidae. The record is from the annotation of a GenBank genome assembly.